AUGUUUUAAUCAAAAAUGAUAGAAUUAGAAGAAUAAUUCAAUUGUAGCCAAAACCAUAAACAACCUAUCCUUAUGGUAUUAUUAGAUAAAAACUUAAAGAGAGAGGAACGUUUAUUAUGUGCAAUUUGCAUGGAAAAUAUAGAGGCAGAGACUAAAAUAAUUGGAUUUAAAAAAGUACUUUAAUUGAUUGAAGAAAACUAAAAGAAUAAAGCAGAAAAUAUCUAAAGUUUAAUUAAAGUUGAUGUGGAUUUGGUCGAAUAAUUUGUGACUGAGCUGCGUAAAUUACAGUCAAAAAUUAUUUAAUAAUUUGAUGAAUUAAUGGCUAAUUCGACAGAGUGGAUAAAUAAUCUUAAUCUUUUUGGAUAAAGGGACUCAAAAUAUAGUUUCUACGAUGAAUUAGAUGUGAUAAUCGAAAAUAAAAUGCAGAACUCAUUUGAUAAAGGUUCUAUUAUAGAUUAGAUAAAAUCACUUAAUAAUUCAUUUUCAAAUAAAAUAAAUUCGGCAAUAUCAGUUCUCAGAAACGAAAAAUUAUAUUCCUAAUGUGAAAAAAUAUUGAUCAAUUUGAAUCUAAUCCAUCAUAUGAAAUUAAUUGAUAAUUCAAUUAAAUAACAAGAAAUAUGUUAUGCAAUGGCUUUUAAUUAAUCUGGAUCACUAAUGAUUUCAGCUUCUAAUUCUAACAUUAAACUAUGGAGCUUUGAUUUAGGAAAGCUAAAUGAAAUCAGUAAAUUUAAUGGACAUACUAACACAAUAUGUUGCCUAUAAUUUAGUAAGAAUAGCAAUAGCUUCUUAUCAGCAGGUCAUGAUAAAUCAAUGAGAUGUUGGGAAUAGAUUAAUUAAAAAGAAUGGAAGAGUUCCUUACCCUAUACCGAGCAUACUGAUUGUAUAGAUUGCUUAAUAAUGGAUCAAGCUGAAAAUUAACUUGUAUCAGGAGGACUAGAUAAAUCAAUUAAAAUUUGGAAAAUAAAUUUUACGGAUAACGAAUUAACUUAUCUUUAUUCAUUAAAUAAACAUACAAAUAAUGUCUAUAGUUUAUGCUUUAAUGAAUCGGAAGAUACUUUGAUUUCUUGUGGUGGUGAUAAAUAAAUAAUUAUUUGGAAGAAAGACAGUCACCAAAUAUGGUAAUUUGGAUGCGUAGUUACACAAUUGAUUGAUGAAUUUGGAUGCAGAUUAUGCUUCAUAAAUGAUAAAUAAUUUAUAUGGGUGACUGGUAAUUAAGUAAGCAAAGAUUGCAUCUGCACAUUUGAAUUGUAGAACUAAAACUAUCAAGAAAAUUUGUUAUAGGAAAUCAAAUUAAUUAAAAAUAAUUUAAUUAGUGAUAUCAAUCUGGCUCCAAUCAUGUAUGAUGAAAAAAAGAACAUAAUGAUUGUAAAGCACAAAUGUUACCUUUAUUUUAUCAAAAUAUUAAAUGGCGGAUAAUUAAAAAUAAUCACAUAGAUAAAAUAUGAAUCAAAUUCUAUUUAGGGAGCAUUAACUAAUGAUGGAAAAUAUUUAGUAACUUGGAAUAAAGUGGAACAGAAAUACAAUAUAUAUGAAUUAUUUAUUAAUUGA
Messenger RNA from Paramecium octaurelia, 1548 nucleotides. Lineage: Eukaryota; Ciliophora; Oligohymenophorea; Peniculida; Parameciidae. The record is from the annotation of a GenBank genome assembly.